Molecule: messenger RNA, 891 nt
Organism: Leishmania braziliensis MHOM/BR/75/M2904
Lineage: Eukaryota; Euglenozoa; Kinetoplastea; Trypanosomatida; Trypanosomatidae
Product: 3,2-trans-enoyl-CoA isomerase, mitochondrial precursor-like protein
Exons: 1
Coding region: 1-891 (296 amino acids)
Biological process (GO): fatty acid beta-oxidation
Cellular component (GO): mitochondrion
Molecular function (GO): enoyl-CoA hydratase activity
Source: RefSeq, a predicted model, not a curated record
AUGAGAUGCCGUCGUCCGUCCUUCUAUGUGCGCCCACAGCUUUGGCGUGCGUGCUCUACUACUGCAAGCAUGUCCGACACAGCCGAUCUCGUCGUCGUGCGAGAGUCGCCGCUUGAGAAGGUGGUGCUUCUCGAGAUCAACAACGGCCGCGCUAAUGUGCUGACAUCCGAAUUCAUUUCAGCCUUUCUGCAGACGAUUCAGGAUGUGUGCAACCCAGAGAAGUCACAAUGCAGAGGAAUUGUCCUCACCUCUAAGACCCCGGGCAUCUUUUGUGCCGGUCUUGAUCUCAACGAACUCAACACAAACCUCUCGAGGGAUCGGUUUGCGCACUAUUGGGGGCAGUUCCAGCAGCUCUUCAGAACCUUUCAUUCCUUGCCGGUGCCACUAGUGAGCGCCAUUAACGGGCACGCUGCCGCAGCGGGAUGCAUCAUCGCUCUUGCUUCUGACUACCGCGUCAUGGCAAGGCGGCAUCCCACAAAGCCAGUGGACUUGAUGAUUGGUAUCGCCGCCGCCCAGCACGGCUUUGUGGUGCCGCCAUACGUGGCUGGCUCCAUGGAGCAUGUCGUGGGCUUUCGCAAAGCUGAGGAGUUGCUCUCCUUGGGCUUACUGCUGUCAGCUGACAAGGCCUUGCAGGUAGGACUCGUAGAUGAGGUUGUAGAGCACCACGAUGAGGCUGUUGUGCCGUGUCUGCAGUUCAUGGAGAAGCUGCUAGAACUCCCCUCAGCAGCGCCGUAUUGGAUGAUCAAGGACAUGUCGCGUCGUCACCUCCUAGCCCCGCUCUGCACCGAAGAUCUUCGUACCCAGGACACUGUCAGCUUCUACAACCUCUUCAGCAACUCUCAGGUAAAGCAAACGCUAGCACAACACAUACAGAAGUUGUCACGGAAGUAA